AAAACAAAUAACGAAAAAUAAAAGAAAUAGCUCGAAUGCAACUGUAAUACUUAUCUGGCUUCGCUAAAACCCCUACGUCCUGAAAGACUCUGGGGUUUUACAAUUUACAAACUCAUUUUCACCAGUAACCACCAAAAAUGGCGGCUUCACCCCUAAAAAACUUCCUCUGUAACAGUCGCCGCAUCCCCCAUUCUCAAAUCUCCUCUCUCUUCCUCCACCACAAUCGCCGCCUCUUCUCUUCCGACACCACCACGCCUCCUCCACAACCUCCCCCACAACCUCCACAAAUCGAACCCGUCUCCUACGCUCCCAAACCCAAAGCCCCCGAAACCUCAGAAAAUGGUGCUUCUUCUGCUGCUAGUGGUGGUGGUGCCGCAUUUUCUGCUAGGGAUUUCACGCGAGACGAGGCUCGCUUCAUGAAGGAUUCAUCAGUGUCAAUAUCACAAGUUUCGUAUUCCCAGCGGGUGGCCCCACUCCCCGAGGAUCGUGUAGUUUCGGAGGUUGAGGGAACCGACCUAAGGCGAGAGUCCAGAAGGAUCGAUGACAAUAAUAAUCGUUUGAUUCGGAGGGUUUUUAAGGUUGUUGAGGAAGAGAAGGAACUUCCUUUUCCUUGUUUGAUUAAGGUGGAGAAGAAUCAAGGCAAUACAAAGGUUUUUGAUCUUCAAGAUGCCAUUCUCCAAGUCAAGGCUAAUGCUAAGAGGAAUUUCGAUGAGACUCUGGAAGCACAUGUUAAUUUGGGCAUUGAUCGACGCCGAAGUGAUUUGGGUGUUAGUGGUGCUGUUGUUCUUCCUCAUGGCACUGGCAAGAUUGUCAAAGUUGCUGUUUUUGCUGAAGGAGCUGCAGCUGAGGAGGCCAGAGCUGCAGGAGCUGAUAUUGUUGGAGCAGAUGAGCUUAUAGAGGAAAUUAAAACUAGUGGCAAGAUGAAUUUUGACAAAUGUAUAGCGACUCAUUCAAUGAUGCAGCGUGUAACAAAAAUAGGCAGAGUUCUCCGUGGCCUAACACCUAAUGCGAAGAGAGGUACUGUGACCAACAAUGUUGCUGAAGCAGUAAAAGAGGCAAAGCAGGGAUUACUUGAUUUCAGAAUGAAGGAUGCCAUUGUUCAUGUGGGACUGGGGAAGGUGAGUUUUGCAGAAGAGGCGUUGCGUGAGAAUGUUGGUGCGUUUGUGAAUGCUCUUUUGCUUGCAAAGCCUGCAGGAUUAAAGAAGACUUCAAAGUAUGCUGGCUAUGUGAAUUCUUUCCAUCUUUGUAGCACGAUGGGUCCAGGAUAUUCAGUAUCAAUACAGUCAUUAUCCAAAGCUGCUGAUUCUUACAGCAAAUUGCGUCCACAAUAACAAGGAGCUAAUCUUUAGUUACUCCAACCAGUUAUACUAGUUGGCAUGAUGGUUAUAAAGAAGGUAUCAGAUGUAGGACAAACUGAUAUCUACAAGAUUGUCGUCGUAUCUUAGUGGUGAGAGUAAUAGCUUGGACUCGAGGAUAGAUUAGAUUGAUUCUGUUGACCGAUCAUGUCACAGAAUGGUGAUUGUCUGAUUGUUUCUCGAAGCAAAGUGACUAAAGUUUACUAAGAAAAGAAAUAAGUUUGAAUUGACUUGAUUAUAGCUGUUGAUUGUUUUCGUUAUAGGUUAUGAAGUUUCAUAUCUGAGUAUUAUUCCGGAACUACUAUAAGAGCAAAGAGCUCAUUUUGUAUGACAGGUUUCCAUUGACGAGA
Messenger RNA from Beta vulgaris subsp. vulgaris (sugar beet), 1705 nucleotides. RefSeq lists its product as uncharacterized. Bases 138 to 1331 code for a protein of 397 amino acids. Lineage: Eukaryota; Viridiplantae; Streptophyta; Magnoliopsida; Caryophyllales; Amaranthaceae. The record is from RefSeq and is a predicted model, not a curated record. Gene Ontology annotation, molecular function: RNA binding; structural constituent of ribosome. The transcript is spliced from 10 exons. Gene Ontology annotation, cellular component: large ribosomal subunit. Gene Ontology annotation, biological process: translation.